UUAUUUUGUAACAACGAAUUCAAGUUAGUUUGUGUUGAAAUUAUGUGUGAAUUUUGGUAAAAAAGGCAAGAUGAAAACUUGCAUUCAUUGUGUGUUAUUAUGGACAAUUUUCCAAUCAGUUAUAUCAAUAUACCGUCCUAAUGAAAUAGAUGCCACUCCCAAACCCUACACGACAGGCUUAAAAAUAAAAACUUCCCAUUAUAAAACACUAAAUCUGCCCUAUUACCAUUCUAAUUAUAGUAAAGUCUAUAGUCACAAUAAAAAUUAUACAUCAAGCCUUUUGUAUGGCAGCACAAAUUCCGACAGUCAUAGCCAAGCAACCAAUGUACACCCUGUGUAUAUAUCUCCAGAACAAAAGGAAAAAAUCAAAAAUGUUUUGAAGGAGCAUAAUACCAAUAUUGUUGAAAAAGAUACCAUCAAUAAUAAAAUAGUUUAUAAACGAAAAAUUGAAAAGUCCCAAAAAAUUGAAGUAUUUAACAAAUGUCCAAAAGGUCUCACAGGUCAAUUCGUCUACGACGUAGCUUGCAACCAAUAUUUAGACUGCUGGAACGGUAGAGGAGGCCCUAGAAAUUGCGCUCCAGGCACUUUAUUCAACCCCAAAACCCUGGAAUGUGAUUUUCCAGAAAAAGUUGAAUGUUUGACAGGUCCCUCGGGCAGUGCCCUUACCCUGCAAAGGUCAGCCAAGCUUCAAAGUAUCCAGGAGCAAUCCAAAUGCCCUGAAGACUUUAGUGGACUUAUGCCAAAUUACACUGAUUGCUCAAAGUUUAUACAGUGCAAUAAUGGCAUCCAAACAUCCAGAGAUUGUCCGCCGGGUACUCUUUUUGAUACAAACUUGAACACUUGCAACCAUGAAAGGGACACUAUUUGCUUUUCUGGCCAACAACCAUCAAGUUAUACUAUGAAAGAAGAAUAUGGAGGUAGCACUGAUACAUUACAAGGUCAAAGCAGCCAACCACAACAAAAUUGGUACCAACAAACCAGCAAUCAAGGCUGCGAUCCUACAAAUCCUUAUUGCCAAUCAGGCAGCUAUAUAAUAUCGGGCCAAAGUAACUAUCCACAGGGAUCUAGAAGCUAUUAUUCUCAACAAGGCAGUAUUAAUCAUCAACAAAGCAGUGCUUAUUCUCAACAAGGUACUGUUUAUAUACAAUAUGUCAUGUGCAAUCCCAGUUCUGAGGAUUGUGCAGGUUUCCAACAAGGUACUUAUAUGCUGGGACCUAGGGGUGCCCUCUGUAAUCCAUUAAACCAACAAUGUGGUCAAAGUACUAGCUAUGUACCGGGCAAUAAAAUCUCUGGUUCAGGAGGAUCAAGAGAAUUGCCAGCUUCUGGCACUUAUUUUGUAAAAUAUGUUAUGUGCGAUACUGCCCAACAAGAUUGUUCCCAAUAUCAAAAAGGUAUUAUACAGGCUGGAUAUGGAGUACCAGGAACCCUAAUAGGUGCGUACCCAGUGGACGAAUCUAAAACAUCAAGUGGAUGUAAUGCACAAAUACAAAAUUGUCCGCCAACUCAGUAUUCUAGUACCACUAACACUCAAGUAUCUGAUUCUGGACCACGCUGUAAUCCACUUUAUCAGAAUUGCCAACAAGGUGCAACUGCUACUCAAACUCAUUAUCCAACCACUAUAUACCCUCCAGUAGCCGGUGGGCAAGGUCAAUCUGGACAACCAUGUAAUCCACAAUACCAAAACUGUGAACGAGAUUCUAUAAAUCAAAGCCAAUAUACUCCACAUCUUUCUUCUGUUUCUCAAGCUGGCGGACAACCAUGUAACCCUCAGUACCAAAAUUGCGGUCAAAGUACUAGAGGUAACCCAUCUGGUGGGCAACCUUGCAACCCACAACAUCAAAAUUGUGGCACAAAUCCUUAUUUUGGCAGUAACAGUCAAAAUCAGUACAAUACCACAAAAGGAACUCAUAUUUCUGGUGGACACGGUAAAUCUGGACAACCAUGUAAUCCACAUUAUCAAAAUUGUGUUCGAGGCUCCCUAAAUAUCACCUAUCAAGGCAAUCUUUUUCUGAGCGGGGGAAGUCGAAAUCCCCAACCUACCACAACAGGUGUGCAAGGAGGGCAACCAUGUAACCCACUCUACCAAAAUUGUAGACAAAAAUCCAAUAAUCAGUAUCAAGGCCAAUCUACUCCGCAUCUUUCAAGUGGUAGUCAAACAUCUGGAUCUGGCACAAAUAACCAUUGUCCACCAUGUCCACAAACUCCUGAACAAACUGAACCAGGUGCUAUUACAUCAUACAACCAAGUUCAUGGAGGUUCUAGUAGCAGAAAUUACAAAAAAGUUUGCAAUGCUGAUGAUCCAAAUUGUUAUAGAAAACAACAAAAAUCUCACAGUACUAGUGAAGCCAAAUGUCCAGAGGGAUUCCAAGGCAUCACCAAACAUCCGACAGAUUGUAAAAAGUUUCUGAAUUGUGCCAAUGGCAUCACUCACAUACAAGAUUGUGGUGAGGGAACUUUAUUCAAUCCUUUGAUAAGUGUAUGUGAUUUUCCAUAUAAUGUGGACUGUCAGGAUGGAGGAGGGCAAAAUAUUGAUUAUGGUGAAUUCGAAUAUCAAGGACCUUAUAAUAAAAUUCAGAGCCAUUCUGGUUGUGAGCCGUGCCAAAGUCUUACCCCAACAGCUUCUGGAGUUCAGCCCCAAAACCAAGGUCAGUAUAGUCAAACGACUGGCAAUCAAAGGCCAAAGUAUGGCGCUACUGGUUCACAGAAUAAUCAAGGACCAUAUUAUAUUCCAAGUGAAUGUCAGGGAGCUCGAUGUAGUCAAGAUAGUCACAAUCAAACACCACAGUAUGGACAAAAUCAAGGUUCUUAUGAUCAAGUUGGUUGUCAAGGAAGUCAAUGUAUUCAAGGUACUCACAGUCAAACUCCACAGUAUGAUCAAAAUCAAGGAUCUUAUAGUCAAACUGAUUGCCAAGAAAGUCAAUGUAACCAAGGUCAAAUUGGUGGCCAGACUCCGCAUUAUGGUCGAAACCAAGGUUCUUAUGGACACAGUAGUAGCCAAACUCCGCAGUAUGGCGGUCAAAUUGGUGAUACUCCUAGUCAAAUUUCACAGCAUGGUCACAAUCAAGGCUCGUAUGAUCAGACUAAUUGUCAAGGAUCUGAAUGUAGUCAGGAUUCUUUUGGUCAAAGUAGUAGUCAAACUCCACAAUAUGGUCAAAAUCAAGGUUCGUAUGGACAGACUGGUUGUCAAGAAACUCAGUGUAGUCAAAGUCCAAAUAAUUAUGGUCAAAGUAAACAAAAUCCAGGCAAUCAAGGACAAGGCCAACAUACUCAUACUGAUGGUCAAGCUGAGUGUCAAGGAGCCCAAUGUUAUCAAGGACAGGAAGAAAUUCAAGGGACUGAGGAUGAUGAUGAUGUUAGACAAGGAUCACCAUCUCCAGGAAUACCUUGUCAAGGUUUCCAAUGUCUUAUCGGUCAGGGAUACACAACCCCAUCUACAACUUCCACUAGUCAACUAAGUUGGCCAUAUAGAACAAGUACCACACAAACCCCAUUUGAACACAUAAUGAAAAUCCCAGCAAAAUCGUCUGGGUACCGAACAGUUAAACCCAUAAACAAAUCAGACAGAGUCACUCAUGGCGGUUUCAACAACCAAAAAUCACUUGAUUACGUAGACAUUUUUGAUCCGGACGAGUCUCGUAACAUUGCCUAUGCCACAACAACUCAAAAACCUCAAAAACAAGUUUGGCCUCCACCUUUCAACGAUGUAGCUACUCCAGAUUCAAGUGCUGAUUACGUUUUUGAAUAUGAAGAUGGCGAACCAGUAACGUUAGAACCGGAAAAUGUUCAAGUCGAGAAAAAGAAAAAAUCAAAGUGCGAUGUUAAUGAUUUUAUGUGUGAUAAAAAGAGUUGUGUGGCUAAGAAUUUUGUUUGUGAUGGUGUAAGGGAUUGUGGUGAUGGUAAAGACGAAAAAUAUUGUCAAAACUAUUUGGAUGAAUUUAAACCAUUUAAGAAUUCAAGACUGGAUGUCUUAGAGAAGCUACGAUGGGAUAAUGUUACUUAUUCCACGUGUGCCUUGCUCUGUAUGGACAAUAAUAGGUUUGAAUGCAAAUCGUUUAAUUACAGGAAACUUGAUAAAACCUGCUUUCUUACCAACGAAAAUAUAGGUAGCAGUGGCGCUCUCAAAGAGUACUACCCCUGCGAUUAUUAUGAGAGGAAAGGUACUUCUAUGGAUUGCUCUGAUAUGCAUCAAUGUCCCAAUAAAAAGUGUUUGAACUCUGACCAAAUUUGUGAUGGAUUUGACGAUUGUGGUGAUCGAGCAGACGAAGCACACUGUAGAGCUGAAGAUUUUGGUUAUAGCGUCCAGCUGGCUGCUGGACAGGAACCACAUGAAGGCAGAAUUGAAGUCACAGUUUUCGGAAAAACUGGUUACAUUUGUGAUGAUCAGUUCAAAAUAACAGAAGCUGAUGUACUAUGCAAAGAAUUAGGUUUCAAAUUUGGUGCUCUGGAGGUGAAAGGCAACUCAUUCUUUGCCAAAGAUCUUGAAGAGGAUCACACUUUGUACAUGAUGGACGACAUUGAAUGUCUGGGAAAUGAAACCAGCAUUAUGGAUUGCAAUUUUGCUGGAUGGGGCAUUCAUAAUUGUGCUGACAGAGAGAUUGCCGGUGUUGUAUGUAAAACCCCUCAAGACACAUGCAGUGAAGGCUAUUGGCAAUGUGAUACUGGCAAUGAAUGUGUCCGAUUGCCAUUUGUAUGUGAUGGUUUGGAUGAUUGCAGUGAUAAUUCAGAUGAGGCUAACCAUCAUUGUGAUACACCAACAGCCCUUAGACUAGUAAAUGGCACCAGUGCAAACGAAGGAAGAUUGGAAAUAAGACACAACGGCAUUUGGGGAUCAAUUUGUGACGAUGACUUCAACGAGGAUGCUGCUAAAAUUGCCUGUGCUGCUCUAGGCUACUCUGGGUCAGCUUCAGUGAAAAAAGAUGGCUUUUUUGGACAAACUACCGGACCUAUAUGGCUAGACCAAGUAGCUUGCCAGGGCAAUGAAACCAGUUUGGAAAAGUGCACGCAUUGGGAUUGGGGUGAAAGUAAUUGCGAUCAUAGUGAAGAUGUUGGAGUGAUUUGUGGUAAUUCCAUGUAUGUUGAACCUAAAAGGAAUCCUAAACAUUUUGGUGGGAAAACUAAUGAAAAUAUUGAAGAUUUGGACUUAGAACCAAGCGAUUCUUCUCCAGAGCCUGUAAGUUGUGGUUAUAGAAAAGACAAUAUUUUCCUACAACAUGACGAUGUUCACUUCAGGGUCGUACAAGGAUCAGUUGCGACACCAGGAGAAUAUCCUUGGCAGGCAGCAUUACAAAUAAAAGGACAUGACAAAACAGCUCAUUGGUGUGGCGCAGUAGUAGUUUCCUCCAAAUGGGUCCUCACAGCUGCCCACUGUCUAGAAGGAUACCCAAAAGGAGCCUUUAUUGUAAUUGCCGGGGAAUAUAAUAUCGAUGAAAAAGAAGGCACUGAACAACAAGCUUACAUAGAAGAGUACUACUUACAUGAAAACUUUAGAAAAGGUCACAAAAUGGGUAACGAUAUAGCAAUGAUCCUGUUGAAAGGCAAAGGCUUCAAAUUGAACCAAGAUAUUCAACCAAUUUGCUUGCCAGAUGAAAAUGCUGAUUACGAACGGGACUUGAAUUGUACUAUAUCUGGAUUUGGAACAAUACAAACUGGGAAAUCGGCCUAUUCGCAUAAACUGAGAGCUGCCUGGAUACCCGUACAAAAAUUGGAUGUCUGUAAGAUGGCUCAUAUUUAUGGAGAAAAUCUCGGGCCUGGUAUGAUUUGUGCUGGCGAUCUUACCGGGGGAAUUGAUGCUUGUGAUGGUGAUAGUGGAGGACCGUUAGCGUGUCUUGAUGAUGGAGUUUUUACAUUAUAUGGGCUCACAUCGUGGGGCCAACGUUGUGGAUAUGCUAACAAACCUGGAGUAUAUGUUAAAGUUUCAUAUUAUAAAACAUGGAUUGAGGAAAUUAUGAAAUUACACUCAUAAUGUUUUGUUUAAGUUUAUUUAUUUUGAAAAAAUUGUAAUUUUGUUUUUUUACCAUGUUACCUAAAUGAGUAAUUUAGGAAAAAAUUAUCAUCACAUUUUUUUAUUAAAGUUGUUACAAAAUGAUAUAGGAGUAAGAGGCACUUACAUAAUCACAUUUAAAUAAAUAGUAGGUACCCAUUUAAAGUAGCCUAGCACUUUGUUCCUUACGCUCCAAAUAGUCUGAUUUCUUUACAAUAGAAUAUACCAAAAUUCCAAAUAUAAUAAAAACCAAAAAAUAGCUGCACCACAUUAAAUGGAUAUAAAUCUGUGUCCU
Ceutorhynchus assimilis (cabbage seed weevil) is the source of this 6275-nucleotide messenger RNA. NCBI's taxonomy places the organism in Eukaryota, Metazoa, Arthropoda, Insecta, Coleoptera, Curculionidae. The record is from the annotation of a GenBank genome assembly.